This is a messenger RNA of Nannizzia gypsea CBS 118893, 1293 nucleotides long. Its product is annotated as salicylate hydroxylase. The transcript is spliced from 2 exons. The record is from RefSeq and is a predicted model, not a curated record. Gene Ontology annotation, molecular function: monooxygenase activity; FAD binding. Lineage: Eukaryota; Fungi; Ascomycota; Eurotiomycetes; Onygenales; Arthrodermataceae. The coding region runs from base 1 to 1293 and encodes 430 amino acids.
AUGGGACCGCCGCGCAAUAUCCUCGUCCUGGGUGGCGGCAUAGCUGGCAUAGCUUCUGCCCUUGCUCUGUCCAGGGAGCUCUCGCCAAAGGUGCCGGGCCUUAAGAUAACCAUCUUCGAGCUUCACAAUGUGCCGUCGACGUCUGGCGGUGCCAUCAACCUGAACCCGGCCGCCCAGAGACAUCUCGACCACCUGGGUGUGCUGGAGGAGCUCGACAAGAUGGGGGCCGACGGGGGCGUCGAGGUCAAGACGGUAGAGCUGUUUUCAAUCCACUCCGGACGGCGGCUGGGCCGUGUCGACUUUGCUGGCAAGGACGGCAAAGGGUACGGCGGAUACAAGGCCAGGCGAGUGAUGCGGAUAUCCCUCCACCUGGCGCUGCUGGCGGCCGCUGAGAAGGCCAGCAACAUCGAAGUCGAGUUCGGCAAGAAGGUCAUCGACGGCAUCGAGUCCGGCGAGACAGUGACCAUCUUCUUCGAGGACGGCUCGAGCGCGGUUGGCGACCUGGCGCUGGGCUGCGAUGGCGUCCACUCGCCUACGCGGAUGCGCCUCGUCGACCCGUCCACGCUGUCCGAGUACACGGGCGUCUGCUUCAUCCAGACGACCAUCAAGACGGACCGCAUCACCUCGCCCAUCCACUUUGAGACCACAGCGAUGAACAGGGCGCGGCACGGCGGGCUGCUGACGACCUACUGCCACAGCACCAAGGAGGAGAUCUUCGUGGCCGCGCUGGCAGAGGUCGACGCUGCUGAGAUAUCUAGUGACUCCGGCUACCGCAGCCGCAACCCGAACAGACACCGACGGACGACCUCAGAGCGCCUGAGAGACGAGAUCUGCAGCCGGUUUGGCGACUGUGCCAUACCCUGCGUGCGCGAGAUCAUCGAGAAGUCGACCAACUGGGCCCUCUACCCGGUCUACCAUCUGCCUCCGGACAGGAAGUGGCAUACAGACCGGACUCUGCUACUAGGAGACGCUGCCCAUGCUAUGCCUCCCAGAGACGAAUCUGCGGCGUAUGCCCUGGACGACGCCAUCCUGUUCUCCCGCAUACUCUCACUCUACUACCACCGGCCCGUCAAGGACGCCUUCGAUAUAUACGAAUCCAUGCGCAGGAGCUCCGUCACCAAGGCAUACAACUCGUCCAACGUUACCUGGAUGGGCAGCAAGGCCAACAGCGGUCGAUGGGUCAGCCGUCUCGAAGCUUGUCUCACGCCGUGGCAGCUCUACAAGGACAAGAAGGCUAGGAUUGGUGCGUGGGAAUUUGAUGCCAGCACCAUGCCUAUCCCUCCGCCACUGUAG